UGUUUUUGAAACUGGAAAAGAACAAAAAGCCCACAGAGAGAGAGAGAGUUAGAAGACCGACAGUCCACUCUUUAAGAGGAUAGAGCGAGCUGAGGCUAACACUGUUGCAAAGAAACCAUGGCCAAACCAAUCUCCAUAGAAGUAUGGAAUCCGAGUGGGAAGUACAGAAUUGUGAGCACCAAGUCGAUGCCUGGCACCCGUUGGAUUCGCCUCUUGACUGAACAGGACUGCAGGGUUGAGAUAUGCACAGAGAAGAAAACCAUCUUGUCCGUGGAGGACAUACUCGCUCUGAUCGGCAACAAGUGCGAUGGAGUUAUUGGACAGUUGACGGAAGACUGGGGUGAAACACUCUUCUCUGCACUGAGGAGAGCAGGUGGAAAAGCGUUUAGCAACAUGGCUGUUGGAUAUAACAACGUUGAUGUGAAUGCGGCUAAUAAGAAUGGAAUUGCAGUCGGAAACACACCUGGUGUUCUUACUGAGACAACAGCAGAGUUAGCAGCUGCAUUAUCGUUAUCAGCCUCCAGGAGAAUAGCGGAAGCCGACCAAUUUAUGAGGGCUGGUUUAUAUGACGGAUGGCUGCCUCAUCUGUUUGUGGGCAAUUUGCUUAAGGGGCAAACGGUUGGUGUUAUUGGAGCUGGGCGCAUUGGAUCGGCAUAUGCACGAAUGAUGGUUGAAGGAUACAAGAUGAAUCUGAUAUAUUACGAUCUGUAUCAGGCGACUAGACUUGAGAAAUUUGUAACUGCUUAUGGAGAGUUCCUAAAAGCUAAUGGGGAGCAGCCAGUUACAUGGAGGAGGGCCUCCAGCAUGCAUGAAGUUCUGAGGGAAGCUGAUGUCAUAAGUCUGCAUCCUGUUUUGGACAAGACUACUUAUCAUCUGAUCAAUAAGGAGAGUCUCUCAUUCAUGAAGAAGGAUGCUAUUCUGGUAAAUGCAAGCAGAGGUCCUGUCAUUGAUGAAGCUGCGCUUGUUGAACAUCUGAAAGCAAAUCCCAUGUUUCGAGUCGGUCUGGAUGUCUUUGAGGAUGAGCCUUACAUGAAACCAGGUCUAGCAGAACUGAAAAAUGCAAUUGUUGUCCCCCAUAUAGCAUCUGCUUCCAAGUGGACUCGAGAAGGAAUGGCGACACUUGCAGCUCUCAAUGUGUUGGGGAGGAUCAAAGGGUACCCAUCCUGGCCAAACCCAAACCUGGUUGAACCUUUCUUAGACGAAAAUUCUGCCCCACCACCUGCUUGUCCCAGCAUUGUCAAUGCAAAAGAUAUAGGCUUGCCGGUUGCAAAGCUCUAAUCUGGAGUCCUGUAUUCAUGAAGAAUGAAUUUGGGGCCUGAGAAAAUAUGUAAUCAGUUAUAUUUGCAAGGAAACUUGGUGAAAAUUUUUCCGGACAGUGUACGUGGGCUCUGGGCGAAGGAAGAUGAGACGUCAGCGUUGUUUCUGGAUGAAAACUGGAUAUUCUGCAAAAGAUCAAGUGAUUCGAUGAUGUUAAUCUUUUUUCUGCCUUCACUAUUAGAAUAAUAUCAAAUGUAUGCUUCUCACUAGGAAGUGAAAUAAAAUUCUGCUGCACUUGUGAGGCAGUAGUUCUCUUUAA
Messenger RNA from Nymphaea colorata (pocket water lily), 1576 nucleotides. RefSeq names its product glycerate dehydrogenase. Gene Ontology annotation, molecular function: hydroxypyruvate reductase [NAD(P)H] activity; glyoxylate reductase (NADPH) activity; NAD binding. Lineage: Eukaryota; Viridiplantae; Streptophyta; Magnoliopsida; Nymphaeales; Nymphaeaceae. The record is from RefSeq and is a predicted model, not a curated record. The coding region runs from base 118 to 1278 and encodes 386 amino acids. Gene Ontology annotation, cellular component: cytosol. The transcript has 13 exons.